Messenger RNA from Mycena citricolor, 1007 nucleotides. Lineage: Eukaryota; Fungi; Basidiomycota; Agaricomycetes; Agaricales; Mycenaceae. The record is from the annotation of a GenBank genome assembly.
CCGUAGGCCUGCGACGCGUCCCACAGCAUGACGCCGCCGAAACUGGAGUACUGCUGCCGCACAGCCAGCGCGAUGGACCCCAGUGCCGCCGCCGACACGUAGCCGUUGUUGGCGGCGCGCGGCGCGGCUGGUGCGCCGAUGAAGACCUUGACGUCGGGGUUGGGCGAGACCGUCUUCGCCCAGGUGUCCCAGCUCCCGAAGUCCCAUUGCUGUCGGCGCGGAGUGGUUCGUCAUCUGGAUGCACCGGGAUGCGGUGGACGGACGACUUACGGUGGGAUAGGCAGUUAACUCGCUGUAUCAACAUGUAUCCCCGACUGACCGACGCACCUGCACAAAUACAGCAUCAAAGGACGCGGCAUUCAAGGCACCGCCGAUGUACGCAUCGGGAUACGGGCACUGCGGCGCCGCGGUCACGUAGUAGCGCUUGCUCGCACCCUGGGCCAGGGCCCGGAUCUGGUUCACGAACGCGGCAAAUCCCGUCGGACCGCCACCCUCGAUGUCGAGGUCGACGCUGCAUCGGGGUGAGAUUGGGUGCCGGGAGGGGCGGGCCGCUUACCCGUCGAGGACUGCGGUCCCGAAUGGACGCGUGCUGCUGCUGCCGCCGAGAAACAGGUCCCAGAUCGUGUUCGCAAAUGCGGUGCCCUGGGCAUCCGAGCUGAACGACGCGGCGCCGCUUGCGCCUCCUAUACUGAGCGUGACGAUCUUCCCUCUGGCCUGGCACGCCUCGAUCCCCGCCGCCAAGAACUGGCAGUCGGCCAGGCCUGUGCCGGCGAAGGUGCCGCCCGUCGCGCUGCAGAUCUUCGCACAGUGAGAUAAGAUAAGAUGCAUCUGAGAUCAUGGGAUCAAACGACAACGGACAUUGGCGAGGUUGAGAUCGGGCAGCCCGCCGGUCGAGACGAACACGUCGAGGAAGGCGAUGGGGAUGAUGUCGAUGACGUCGUCCUGGCAGUACGACGAGAUCGUCUGCUGCCAUUGCGACGGAUUUCCGGGGUUGGUCACGCCAUACG